UCCUUGUGUUAUGCUGAGUUCUCUGUUGCUGUCCCUGUUGCUGGUGGCGCUUUUAGUUAUCUCCGAGUUACUUUUGGGGAAUUUGUGGGAUACUUUGCAGGAGCAAAUAUAUUAAUGGAAUAUGUGUUAUCAAAUGCUGCUGUUUCAAGAAGUUUUACAGAGUAUUUGUCAUGUGCUUUUGGUAGGAAUGAUCCAAAUUCAUGGAGAAUUCAUGCACAUGGUUUAAUGCAAGGUUACAACAUGUUGGAUUUCCCGGCAGUCGCGUUGAUAAUUGUCCUCACUAUUUGCUUGUGUCAUAGCACUAAAGAGAGCUCAAUGUUGAACCUAAUAAUGACAGCCUUUCAUGUGAUGUUUUUUGGAUUUAUAAUAAUAGCUGGAUUUUGCAAUGGGAAGGUUGAAAACUUAGUAAAACCAGGAGGAAUAGCUCCAUAUGGU
Molecule: messenger RNA, 435 nt
Organism: Solanum stenotomum
Lineage: Eukaryota; Viridiplantae; Streptophyta; Magnoliopsida; Solanales; Solanaceae
Product: cationic amino acid transporter 6, chloroplastic-like
Exons: 3
Biological process (GO): amino acid transport; transmembrane transport
Cellular component (GO): plasma membrane
Molecular function (GO): amino acid transmembrane transporter activity
Source: RefSeq, a predicted model, not a curated record